This is a messenger RNA of Aspergillus ochraceoroseus IBT 24754, 705 nucleotides long. Its product is annotated as gluconokinase. The transcript has 2 exons. The record is from RefSeq and is a predicted model, not a curated record. The coding region runs from base 1 to 705 and encodes 234 amino acids. Gene Ontology annotation, molecular function: gluconokinase activity. Lineage: Eukaryota; Fungi; Ascomycota; Eurotiomycetes; Eurotiales; Aspergillaceae. Gene Ontology annotation, cellular component: cytoplasm.
AUGCUGUCUACCGGCGAACGGCCCCAGCCGUCUCCCCAAGGUCGUCCUGCGGGUAUACUAGACUCUACCCGCGCAUCCGUUACCAAACCCUCCUCGUUCAACCACACUACGCUCCCAAUGCGAUCAGAGAAACCCAAUCCACAGGAAAUCCAACAUAUCUGGGUGGUCACCGGCCCAGCUGGAAGCGGGAAAAGUACUGUGGGAAGAUACCUCCAGCGGGAAUUGGGGGUGCCAUUCCUUGAGGGUGAUGAUUUCCACCCCAAGUCCAACCGGGAAAAAAUGGGCAAUGGCGUCCCCCUCACAGACGCAGACCGAUGGGACUGGCUCAUCUCCCUCCGUAACGCAGCCAUCACCGUGCUCUCCCCCUCCGAAACAAACAACUACCACCCUCCCUCCGGGGUCGUUGUGGCCUGUUCCGCCCUGAAGCAGAAAUACCGCGACGUCAUGCGCGUUGCUGCAUACGGCUCCUCGUCUGUCCAGAUCCACUUCAUAUACCUCAAGCUCGACGAGAAAACCCUCUUCCAGCGUGUCUCCGCGCGCCAGGCGCAUUACAUGAAACCAGGCAUGAUCCAGUCGCAACUGAAGGAUCUCGAGGAGCCAAAGGGUGAAUGGGAUACCCUGGUGGUGGAUGUUCAUGGAUCCCCGACUGAUGUCCAAAAGGAGGUGGUAAGGGUGGUAAAGGGGAAACUCGCAGAGUAUCAGUAG